CAGCCGACCCCUCGCCGCGGCUUACACCUUGCCGGCGCGCGGUUGGUAGGAGGAAACCAUCCAAGCUGUUUUCUCCUUGAUGCCAAGAUACGCCACGCUAGGAGCACCUUUCCCUUCUCACAGCCAGCCGCCAAGCACGGGCCUGCAGGACGCAGGCACCCAGGCCGGAGUUUGCCUGCUGCCCCAGCCCCACCACCGCCAUCUGUGGGCUGGGGUUGCGCCGACCUCUGAGUGGUACCCGAGUGACAUCCCCAGCAUGGUUCAGCCCUCUGGCUCUUGAAGCUGCUCUGCCCAUGUGUCCUCCGGCUGUAGCCACAACCACUGCUGUUGUGUGGCCAGGCAUCCGCUGGGGCUAGGAGUGGGGCCCUGCUGUUCAUGGGUCUCUAGGGUGUCCAAGAUGUUCGGGAAGAGAGGAGUGGGCUGGUGGUGGGCACAGCUGCCCCUUUGCCUGCUCUUCAGCCUUGCCGGCCCCUGGCUACCUUCCUCCCUGGGGAAGCCCAAGGGCCACCCGCACAUGAACUCCAUCCGCAUAGAUGGAGACAUCACAUUGGGAGGCCUGUUCCCUGUGCACGGUCGGGGCUCCGAGGGCAAGGCCUGCGGGGAACUGAAGAAGGAGAAGGGCAUCCACCGGCUGGAGGCCAUGCUCUUUGCCUUGGAUCGCAUCAACAACGACCCGGACCUGCUGCCCAACAUCACGCUGGGCGCCCGCAUUCUGGACACCUGCUCGAGGGACACCCACGCCCUGGAGCAGUCACUGACCUUUGUGCAGGCGCUCAUCGAGAAGGACGGCACGGAGGUCCGCUGUGGCAGCGGCGGCCCACCUAUCAUCACCAAGCCCGAGCGCGUGGUGGGGGUCAUCGGGGCCUCGGGGAGCUCCGUCUCCAUCAUGGUGGCUAACAUCCUCCGCCUCUUCAAGAUCCCCCAGAUCAGCUACGCCUCCACAGCCCCCGACCUGAGUGACAACAGCCGCUACGACUUCUUCUCCCGCGUGGUACCCUCGGACACAUACCAGGCCCAGGCCAUGGUGGACAUCGUCCGCGCCCUCAAGUGGAACUACGUGUCCACGUUAGCCUCUGAGGGCAGCUAUGGUGAGAGCGGCGUGGAGGCCUUCAUCCAGAAGUCCCGCGAAGAUGGGGGUGUGUGCAUCGCCCAGUCGGUGAAGAUUCCACGGGAGCCCAAGGCCGGCGAGUUUGACAAGAUCAUCCGGCGCCUUCUGGAGACCUCGAACGCCAGGGGUGUCAUCAUCUUCGCCAACGAGGAUGACAUCAGGCGUGUGUUGGAGGCAGCCCGCAGGGCCAACCAGACGGGCCACUUCUUCUGGAUGGGCUCCGACAGCUGGGGCUCCAAGAUUGCCCCCGUGCUGCACCUGGAGGAGGUGGCCGAGGGGGCUGUCACCAUCCUCCCCAAGAGGAUGUCCGUGCGAGGCUUUGACCGCUAUUUCUCCAGUCGCACGUUGGACAACAACCGGCGUAACAUCUGGUUUGCAGAGUUCUGGGAGGACAACUUCCACUGCAAGCUGAGCCGACACGCACUCAAGAAAGGCAGCCACCUUAAGAAGUGCACCAACCGAGAGCGCAUCGGGCAGGACUCGGCAUAUGAGCAGGAGGGGAAGGUACAGUUUGUGAUCGAUGCUGUGUACGCCAUGGGCCAUGCGCUGCACGCCAUGCACCGUGACCUGUGUCCUGGCCGCGUGGGACUCUGCCCACGUAUGGACCCUGUGGACGGCACCCAGCUGCUUAAGUACAUCCGAAACGUCAACUUCUCAGGCAUUGCAGGGAACCCAGUGACCUUCAAUGAGAACGGUGAUGCCCCUGGACGCUAUGACAUCUACCAGUACCAGCUGCGCAAUGGCUCGGCCGAGUACAAGGUCAUCGGCUCCUGGACGGACCACUUGCACCUCCGAAUAGAGCGGAUGCACUGGCCAGGGAGUGGGCGGCAAGUGCCACGCUCCAUCUGCAGCCUGCCCUGCCAGCCAGGCGAGCGGAAGAAGACCGUGAAGGGCAUGCCCUGCUGCUGGCACUGUGAGCCCUGCACGGGGUACCAGUACCAGGUGGACCGCUACACCUGUAAGACGUGUCCCUAUGACAUGCGACCCACGGAGAACCGCACAGGCUGCCGGCCCAUUCCCAUCAUCAAGCUCGAGUGGGACUCUCCCUGGGCCGUGUUGCCCCUCUUCCUGGCCGUGGUGGGCAUUGCUGCCACACUCUUCGUGGUGAUCACCUUCGUGCGCUACAAUGACACGCCCAUCGUCAAGGCCUCGGGCCGCGAGCUGAGCUAUGUGCUGCUGGCGGGCAUCUUCCUGUGCUAUGCCACCACCUUCCUCAUGAUCGCCGAGCCGGACCUGGGGACCUGUUCGCUGCGCCGGGUCUUCCUCGGCCUGGGUAUGAGCAUCAGUUACGCGGCCCUACUCACCAAGACCAACCGCAUCUAUCGCAUCUUCGAGCAGGGCAAGCGGUCGGUCAGCGCCCCACGUUUCAUCAGCCCCGCCUCGCAGCUGGCCAUCACCUUCAGCCUCAUCUCCUUGCAGCUGCUGGGCAUCUGUGUGUGGUUUGUGGUGGACCCCUCGCACUCAGUGGUGGACUUCCAGGACCAGCGGACGCUCGAUCCCCGCUUUGCCCGGGGAGUGCUCAAGUGCGACAUCUCGGACCUGUCGCUCAUCUGCCUGCUGGGCUACAGCAUGCUGCUCAUGGUCACGUGCACCGUGUACGCCAUCAAGACCCGAGGCGUGCCCGAGACCUUCAACGAGGCCAAGCCCAUUGGCUUCACCAUGUAUACCACCUGCAUCGUGUGGCUGGCCUUCAUUCCCAUUUUCUUCGGCACCUCACAGUCGGCAGACAAGCUGUACAUCCAGACCACGACGCUGACGGUCUCGGUGAGUCUGAGCGCCUCCGUGUCCCUGGGGAUGCUCUACCUGCCAAAGGUCUACAUCAUCCUCUUCCACCCGGAGCAGAAUGUGCCCAAGCGCAAACGCAGCCUCAAGGCCGUUGUCACCGCUGCCACCAUGUCCAACAAGUUCACGCAGAAGGGCAGCUUCCGGCCCAAUGGUGAGGCCACCUCCGAGCUGUGCGAGAACCUGGAAGCCCCAGCACUGGCCACCAAGCAGACCUACGUCACCUACAGCAACCACGCAAUCUAG
Ochotona curzoniae (black-lipped pika) is the source of this 3136-nucleotide messenger RNA. It is a transcript of the gene GRM4, whose product is annotated as glutamate metabotropic receptor 4. Gene Ontology annotation, molecular function: adenylate cyclase inhibiting G protein-coupled glutamate receptor activity. Gene Ontology annotation, biological process: regulation of synaptic transmission, glutamatergic; G protein-coupled glutamate receptor signaling pathway. The record is from RefSeq and is a predicted model, not a curated record. The coding region runs from base 398 to 3136 and encodes 912 amino acids. Gene Ontology annotation, cellular component: membrane. Lineage: Eukaryota; Metazoa; Chordata; Mammalia; Lagomorpha; Ochotonidae. The transcript is spliced from 11 exons.